Olea europaea var. sylvestris is the source of this 708-nucleotide messenger RNA. Its product is annotated as protein RADIALIS-like 2. Lineage: Eukaryota; Viridiplantae; Streptophyta; Magnoliopsida; Lamiales; Oleaceae. The transcript has 2 exons. The coding region runs from base 199 to 462 and encodes 87 amino acids. Gene Ontology annotation, molecular function: DNA-binding transcription factor activity. The record is from RefSeq and is a predicted model, not a curated record.
AUCAGCUCUUCAUUUUCUCAUCACUCUUCGCUAAGCUGUCUUCUCUGUUGAGUUGAAGAAGAAUAAUCCAUCCUAGAAUAUUUGUUCCCUCAUUUAUACGUUCUUCCAUUUCAUCCCAUUUUCUAGAGUAGAUAUUCAAUAGUAGUGUUCCAUCCAGUUACUCUAUAACUUCCUAGACCUAAUCUGUACAAGAAAUUAAUGGCUUCUAGCUCUAUGUCCUCCCAUGGCUCAGGCACUUGGACUGCCGAGGAGAACAAGGAGUUUGAGAAAGCUCUGGCCGUUUAUGAUACUGACACACCUGACCGUUGGGCCAAAGUUGCAAGGGCUGUCGGAGGGAAAACCCCAGAAGAGGUGAAGAGGCAUUAUGAAAUUCUUAUGGAAGAUGUCAAAUACAUUGAGAGUGGCCAAGUGCCAUAUCCCUACAGCAGAACCUCUCGGGCCGCCUGUAACAAAGGAGGAUGAAGAAUCUAAAGUUUCAGUUAAGUGUCAUUACGCUCGUAAUGAUCAACUUUUCAGCAGUCCUAUUAUAUUCCAGAAGCUCUUAGCAAUAUGAAUAAAAAUAUGCAGUAAUAAUUUAAGGAUCAUAGCUACUCUAGUCUUUUUUUAAGCAUAUGUAUGAUGAUCAUAAUGAUCAAUGGAGGAAGCCUAUAAGUGCUUCUCUUCUGUAAUAAAUAUUUUAAUUAAAUCGAGGUAUUGUAAGAAUUUUAA